Astrephomene gubernaculifera is the source of this 2336-nucleotide messenger RNA. The record is from the annotation of a GenBank genome assembly. Lineage: Eukaryota; Viridiplantae; Chlorophyta; Chlorophyceae; Chlamydomonadales; Astrephomenaceae.
GUUACGGCCUCGGAACUGGUAACGGGUAACGGGGCACCAACUGCAGUUUCAAAAUGGGGGCGUUAGCAGCGCCGUAGUUGUGGCUGCAACCCAGGAGCCGCCGCAGCAGCCGCCGGGUCGACGACGGGCCGGGCGGUGGCGACAGCUGUGGAACCGCAACUGCGGGGGUGGGAGACGGUGGCGGCGGAGGAAGCACAGCGGAACCCUAACAUUGUGAGCACCGAGGCUGCUGCCGGAUGAUGAUGGUGCUGCAGCUGCUGCUGCAGCUGGUGCUGCUGCCAGGGACUUACCCCGGUAUGACAGUCCUAACCCGGCGCCACUCCUGACGCCACGCCCCGCCGGUUGUUCAGUCUCUCUGCUGGUUGUGACGGUUGGGAGCGGCCGCGAUGCAGUUUAGCAGAGCCGUCGCCCCUGCUGGAUUGACGGUGCAUGCGCGGUGCGCCAAGCGUGCACACACCUUGCACCCAUGUGCGGCUGUGACCCAUGGGUCGCAGGGACGACUGCGGUGAUGGAAUGGCAGGCGGGAAAGCGGCUGCCGAACUGGAGGACGGAACACGACCCACCCACACCUCCCCAAUCCCUCGCCUCUUACAACUACGUGUUAUAUACCGAUCCAAUGUUCCCAUCCUACCCCUUUCCGCCUGCCUCUCCCUCACCUCUUCCCUCCUCUUCACCCGUCCCAGGCCGUAUACGUGCGCACGCACAAGAACGUGCUGCUCUCCAUCAAUCCGCGCACCCGCAUCCCGCGCACCAUCAAGCGCUUCUCCGGCCUCAUGGUGCAGCUGCUGCAGAAGCUGAGCAUCCGGGCAACAAACGGACCCGACAAACUCAUGAAGGUGAUCAAGGGCCCGGUCACCAAGUACCUUCCGCUCCAGUGCCGCCGCCUGGGCUUCUCCUUCUCCGCAGCCAAGCGGGUCGCUGUCCACGACUACGUGGCCCAGCUGGAUGACGUGGCCACGGGCUGCGUGGCGUUCGUGGUGGGGGCGUUCGCGCACGGCCGCAUCGAGGCGCCGUACAUUGACGAGGAGCUGAAUGUGAGUGAGUACCCGCUGAGUGCGGCGUACUGCAUCAGCCGGAUCACGAAUGCGUUUGAGAUGAAGUGGAAGAUCGUGUAAGGAGGCGGCAGCGGGGAGGCGGGGUGGCGGGAGGAAGGGUGGGUAGGCGAGGGAUUGGAUGAGUGUGAUGUACAGGGUUUGAAUGAUCGGGUGAGAUGCGGGGUGGGGCGUGGACGGGGAGGAGGAGAAACGGAGGGACUGGCAUCCGUUACAUGUGCAGUAGCGGCAGGGGGUUGAGGACCUGGCGGGGUUGAGGAGAGGUGAGGAGAUGUUAGGUUGCCAGGUCAGGUUAGGGAUCUUAGGUGAGGUCAAGGAAGCGAGCCGCGAGGCAGAGUAAACCUGGCGGUGGGGAACGUUCCGGAGUAGAAAAGUGAGCUCCGUGAGCUCGAGACACAGCCCCUACCUUCUGAUGGUAAAGUUGAAGAUAGUUACAACGUCUACAUAGGCUCAGCACAGCCGGACAUCAGGCCUUACACAUAUGGUAGCGUGCUAGCAAUUGACGAACUGUGGGGGGUGGGGCAUGGAUCGCACUAGUGCCUUUGUGCUUGCGAGGAGAGGGUGGAAGGUCACUACCAUUGCCCCAGAGUUGUCGGCAAAGCUCUGAGCACUGCCGACCCUGCCGUGUGAUGUGGUGGCGCGACAAGGGGGGCCAGUCGUGAGCGAGGAACAGCGACCAUGUAAGGCGCAAACAAGCCUGAGACCCAUGGGUCAGCUGAGGUAAUUUCACUGCUCUCGGUUGAUGUGUCGCUCUGCAUAUUUCGCGACGCACACAUGCUACUGGCAGGCGCGGGGAUAGUGGAUAAUAGUACAACAGCCGCAUAUUGAGCGCGUAGUGAAACAAUGAAGGAGGCCCUUCGUGCAUUCCAGGAUGCGCAAUGUUUGAAUGUGUGUGGAUGUUUGAAUCAGUUGAUUCCUACGUCACCGCUCAUAAACGACAGUCGUACAACACAUCUCCUCUUCCUCCUGUGUACAUACUGCGAGCAUACUGGGUACAUCAUAUGCAUCACACCUAGCCACCUCAACCGAUCAUAUGGGUCUUGGACGACUCAUCUUCUCCACACGUACGUUCCAGUACGUCCAUUCCAGUGCUGCCACCGUACAUCGCCGUACAUUACAAGUCGUACCGUCAUUGCCGUACAUCGUUUUCACGGUUUUUCGUUUCUUGUCAUCUUCCUCAUUUUCGUUUUGGGAUUCUUUUCGUUUGUCGGGUUCGAGGAUUCCUACGGACCGUCAAGGGCAACUACCCCCAAUCCAUCCUCCUCCCAUAAACACUGCUUCCCC